UGUAGGUUGAAGGCUCCCAGUGGACAGACCGAACAUAUAAGAAGGAAACCAGAGAUCUGGUGCUAUUACGUCCCCGAGUCUAAAGGAACGAAUAAGCACAGAAUUAAAAGCAUUCUUCAGCCUGAAUUUUUAAGGAGUGUACUUAGGAACUAGGCAAGAAGAUUUAUGAUAACUAAAUUUUAAACUCCAACAACCAAAGGCAUAAAAAUUAGAGCUGCUGACAUUUCAAUCAAUAUGAAGGAUAACUUCACCCUUGUCACCAUCAGCAAAAACAUUACCAGCAGUCUUCAUAUCGGACUUGUGAACAUCUCUGGCAAUGAGUCUACAUUUAAUUGCUCACAUAAGCCAUCAGAUAAGCAUUUAGGUGCAAUUCCUAUUCUCUACUACAUUAUUUUUGUGGUUGGAUUUCUUGUCAAUACUAUUGUGGUUACACUGUUUUGUUGUCAAAAGGGUCCUAAAAAGGUUUCCAGCAUUUACAUCUUCAACCUGGCUGUGGCUGACUUACUGCUUUUGGCUACUCUUCCUCUCUGGGCAACCUAUUAUUCUUACAGAUAUGAUUGGCUCUUUGGACCUGUGAUGUGCAAAGUUUUUGGUUCUUUCCUGACCCUGAACAUGUUUGCAAGUAUUUUUUUUAUCACCUGCAUGAGUGUUGAUAGGUACCAAUCUGUCAUUUACCCCUUUCUGUCUCAAAGAAGAAAUCCCUGGCAAGCCUCUUAUAUAGUUCCUCUGGUUUGGUGUAUGGCCUGUCUGUCCUCAUUGCCAACAUUUUACUUCCGAGAUGUCAGAACCAUUGAAUAUUUAGGAGUGAAUGCUUGCAUUAUGGCUUUCCCACCUGAAAAAUAUGCCCAAUGGUCAGCUGGGAUUGCCUUAAUGAAAAAUAUCCUUGGUUUUAUUAUCCCUUUAAUAUUCAUAGCAACUUGCUAUUUCGGAAUCAGAAAACACCUACUGAAGACCAAUAGCUAUGGGAAGAACAGAAUAACUCGUGACCAAGUCCUGAAUAUGGCAGCUGCUGUUGUUCUGGCAUUCAUCAUUUGUUGGCUUCCCUUCCAUGUUCUGACCUUCCUGGAUGCUCUGGCCUGGAUGGGUAUCAUUAAUAGCUGUGAAGUUAUCGCAGUCAUUGACCUGGCACUUCCUUUUGCCAUUCUCCUGGGAUUCACCAACAGCUGCAUUAAUCCCUUUUUGUAUUGUUUUGUUGGAAACCGGUUCCAACAGAAGCUCCGCCGUGUGUUUAGGGUUCCAAUUACUUGGCUCCAAGGCAAGAGAGAGAGUGUGUCAUGCCGAAAAAGCAGUUCCCUUAGAGAAAUGGAGACCUUUGUGUCUUAAACAUGAAAGUGGAAUGCGUGUUUUCAAUAUGUCUACUUGGCUUGAGAUCUCCUUAAAUUAUCUUUUAAUGGCUAUAGUAAAAUAACAAGUCUUCCCCCUUAAUGUAAUCUUUUCUUGCUCUUCUAGAACAGGAAACCAAAUGUAAGUUUUAUCUUCCAGUGACUUUUAAGAAUUUCCCCCUUUUUCCCCUGGUCUGUCAGUGUAAGACGGUCACUGGGGAGAC
This is a messenger RNA of Phacochoerus africanus (Common warthog), 1546 nucleotides long. RefSeq names its product angiotensin II receptor type 2 (gene AGTR2). The transcript has 3 exons. The record is from RefSeq and is a predicted model, not a curated record. Gene Ontology annotation, cellular component: membrane. Gene Ontology annotation, molecular function: angiotensin type II receptor activity. Lineage: Eukaryota; Metazoa; Chordata; Mammalia; Artiodactyla; Suidae. Bases 235 to 1323 code for a protein of 362 amino acids. Gene Ontology annotation, biological process: G protein-coupled receptor signaling pathway; regulation of apoptotic process; inflammatory response.